Penicillium cataractarum is the source of this 1527-nucleotide messenger RNA. Its product is annotated as Major facilitator superfamily domain general substrate transporter. Gene Ontology annotation, biological process: transmembrane transport. Gene Ontology annotation, molecular function: myo-inositol:proton symporter activity. The coding region runs from base 1 to 1527 and encodes 508 amino acids. The record is from RefSeq and is a predicted model, not a curated record. NCBI's taxonomy places the organism in Eukaryota, Fungi, Ascomycota, Eurotiomycetes, Eurotiales, Aspergillaceae. The transcript is spliced from 9 exons. Gene Ontology annotation, cellular component: membrane.
AUGAGUACAAACGCGCACCAUAAUGGCCAUCCCGCUACAAUCGACCACCCUCUAAUCCUCACGAGUGUUCGUCAACUGGUGGAAGACGUAAGACUAUUCCACCAUCGCCUUAAACUUGAGAAUAUUGUUGAUCUCGACACUCUCAUCAAAGGCGCCAAGUUAGCAAAACAGCCAUACAAUUUUGGUGUGAUCGGUCUCAGUGAUCCAGAAUAUGAAACAAUAGAAAACGAAGAUUCGCACUCGUUCUUGGAAACUAGGGGGCUCCUAGUUACUAUCAUGGCGACAGCCUGUGCGGCUAUCACACAGGGAUGGCAGCAAUCCACCAUUAACGGAAGCGCUCUGUUUUCAUGGCCGGAGGAAUUGGGCCUCGACUCCAACAAGGAUGAGCUUCUCAUCGGUUUGAUAAACGCAGCCCCGUGGAUUUCGGGAAGUUUGAUAGGAACAUGGUUGAGCGAUCCAUUUCAAGAUAGAUUUGGAAGGCGUCUUCCGCUAUUCGUUGCUGCCUUGUUCUGCAUCGGUCUGGUGAUAGGGACCGCUCAAUGCACUCGGUGGGAACAGCUACUUAUCUGCCGAUUUGUACUUGGUAUUGGAAUUGGCGCGAAGGCUUCGAUUGCACCUGUGUUCGCGGCUGAGGCAGCCCCCGACCAACAUCGAGGUCAGGUCUUGAUGAUGUGGCAGCUCUUUGAUGCAUUUGGCAUAUUUCUCGGCUUUCUUUGUGCUUUCCUUGUUCGGGAUAGUUGGAGAGUGCUGCUGGCGACCGCAAUAAUCCCCGCUAUCGUCUUGCUGUUCUUGGUGUUCAUCUGUCCUGAGUCGCCGCGCUAUCUGAUACAAAAGAAUAGGUACGCCAAGGCGUACAAAAGUUUACUUGAGCUUCGAGGGACCCAGAUACAAGCCGCUCGCGACCUUUACAACAUCCAUGCGCAGCUUCAGGCCGAAGCAAUCAAUGUAUGGAGACCAGAAGAAGCGCAGUGGUCGGAUGAGCACAAGCUCUAUGUUUACCAAAGAUGGAUAAGUCAAGGUAAUUUCUUCAAGCGAAUGGGACACCUCUUUACGAAGUCGCGAACUCGAAGGGCGUGCAUAGUGGCGUCGAUCGUGAUGUUAUCACAACAACUAUGUGGAAUGAAUGCGUUGGCGUUUUAUUCGUCAGAUCUCAUAAAAUCCGACACGUUGUCUAACUCCCUUGCCAGAAUCAAAGGUUAUAAUUUGGGCUUUGGCCUCGCCAACUUUAUUUUCACUUUCCCAGCUUACCGCUUUAUUGACUCGCGAGGACGCCGGCCCCUGUUACUUGUCUCAUUGACCGGGAUGCUGAUAAGUCUGGCCGCUGUCGCUGGAUUCUUCAAAAUGACCGAUCCCAACACUCGACUCGCUUUGGUAUCAACCUUCAGCAUCACAUUCUUUGUUUUCUUCUACUCGAUCGGUGCUGGACCCAUCCCAUUUACCCUGAGUGCAGAAGUGUUUCCAUUAUGUGUGCGCGGUGAGUUGAUCGGCCUCGCUUGUCCCUAUUAUCGUACACUGGGCGAGCGCUAA